Aspergillus terreus NIH2624 is the source of this 3474-nucleotide messenger RNA. RefSeq names its product putative C2H2 transcription factor (AmdX) (gene amdX). NCBI's taxonomy places the organism in Eukaryota, Fungi, Ascomycota, Eurotiomycetes, Eurotiales, Aspergillaceae. The record is from RefSeq and is a predicted model, not a curated record. Gene Ontology annotation, biological process: DNA-templated transcription; regulation of transcription by RNA polymerase II. The coding region runs from base 1 to 3474 and encodes 1157 amino acids. Gene Ontology annotation, cellular component: chromatin. Gene Ontology annotation, molecular function: DNA-binding transcription factor activity, RNA polymerase II-specific; RNA polymerase II cis-regulatory region sequence-specific DNA binding; zinc ion binding. The transcript is spliced from 2 exons.
AUGGUGGGCCAAGAUCUUACCGGUCAUGGCCUGACACCCUGUCUUCUUUUCCCUCCCCCAGUUCCAACCAAAGAAUCGAAAAAGGUCGAGUCCAAUGGUCAACCCAAUAUCCCGCCGCCCAAGACCGACAAGCCGAGGCCCCAUGGCUGCACCACCUGCGGUCGCUCGUUCGCUCGGCUGGAACAUCUCAAACGUCAUGAGCGCUCCCACACCAAAGAGAAGCCGUUCGAGUGUCCUGACUGUGCCCGCUGUUUCGCUCGUCGGGACCUGCUCUUGCGACACCAACAGAAACUCCACAUGACCACCACUCCAUCCUCGCGCCCUCGCAAUGGCCGGAGAGAGAGCACGGGGGCCGCGGGCGCUGGCGCCAACCGCGUGCGCAAGAACUCCAUCGUCAACAACUCCGCCACCAUGCGGCCCCGCGCCAAUACCAUCAGUCACAUCGAUGGCGCCGCCCUGGGACUCCCCAAUGCUACGAAUCCGCCACAGGCCGCCCAUCACCCGGGCCAUGCCUACCAUCCCAGUCUGGGCUCCGCCCCCGUCGGCUCGAAUUUGGACUAUCGCGGCUACGGGGUUGGUCACCCGCCUGUCAACGGUCUCUCCAAGCUGGAAACCCACGGAUUGCCCAUGGAUCUCACGGGUGGCCUGCGCACAGCGCCCGUGUAUGGGAGUUUCGACACGGGCAUGGGCGAGAUGCUCAUGGGCCACGGAAGCACCAUCAACCCGGCCCAGCUGCAUUUUGGUGGCUCCCCACAGGGCUUUGGGCACGACUCGCCCUCGUCCCCCUACGUCCACGGGGCCGCCCAGGGCAUGCCCCCGACCACCGACCCCAUGAUGGAGGAUGAGUUCAGCUUCGAUUGGAUGAAUGGCGGGUUCGACCAGUCCAUGCACAUGGGCAAGGGAAACAACGAAUCCGCCAUCGACGAAUCGUCCCCCUCGGCCAUGAGUACCGGCAGCCAGAGCGGCAUCAGCGAGGCCAUGAUGGAUGGCUCCCACCGCUACUCCAUGUCUUCCGCCAGCUGGCACAAUCCCUUUCCGGCGCAUUCGGGGGCCCAUUCCAACCAAUUUGCUGUUGACUACACCUCUCCCGCGUUUAACGAUUUAGGCAUUCCCCCAGAGACCGUCUCGCCCAAGUCGUUAAUGGCGCAGAAUCCGUUUGCUGAAACCUAUGCCACCCCUCCAUCCAUGACCUCGGUGGGCCAGCCCCUGUUGGGAGGACAUUCGCAGAGUAUGUUUUCAUCCUCUAUGGCAACCAGCGGAGAAUCUCCUAAUCCUCUCAACCUGCCUUUCGCGAAUAGUGCCCUUCGAACUCUCCAUGCCCCAACCUCCACGGAUACCUUUACAGACUCCACCCGACAGGCUCUACUAGCCAGCAUGGCCCAACCCACCGGCUUCAACCACCGCAAGUACUCCCAACCCGCCAGCAGUAUGAUCCAGUGUCGCGAUCUCUUUUCGCGCGCCAGCUUCAGUGGAUCCUCCGGUCAACUCCCCAGCACUCCAGACAUGCAACGCUACAUCUCCGCCUACAUCACCUACUUUCACCCCCACAUGCCGUUCCUGCACAUCCCCACCUUGGACUUCCAGGCGCCCGAAUAUACCAACAACCUCCGGACCCCCAGUGGCCAUCUGAACCUCAGCUCCACCGGCGUCGCCGGUGGGGGCGGCUGCCUCAUCCUCUCCAUGGCUGCCAUCGGAGCCCUCUACGAAUUGGAUACCGCUUCGUCCAAGGACCUCUUCGAGGCGGCCAAAAAGAUGAUCCAGCUAUAUCUCGAGGAACGUCGCAAGGCCGACAUGUCCUCGGCGAUCAGCCGCUCCAAUCCGACCCGCGAUAACUCCGUCCACAACACGCCCCUGUGGCUGGUCCAAGCUAUGCUACUGAAUGUCAUCUACGGGCACACCUGCGGCGACAAGACCUCGGCGGAUAUCGCCAGCACGCACUGCGCCGCCUUGGUCAGCCUGGCCCGAGCCGCCGGGUUGAACCACCACUUGGACGCCAAGGAUCUCCCGCAGGACUACCUGAACACCGGACUGAGUACGGGCGCCGACCUCGAAGGAUGGAACUCGAAUCCGGGUCAGCAAAAAGAACGCCGCGACUGGCUAGAUUGGAAGAUCGUGGAGGAGCGGAAACGAACCCUCUACGCGAUCUUCUGUCUGUCCUGUUUCCUGGUCUCCGCUUACAACCACGCUCCGGCGCUCACGAAUUCCGAGAUCCGCCUGGACCUCCCAUGUCAAGAGGAUCUCUGGGCGGCCGAGUCCCCGCAGGCGUGGAAGAAACUGGGCGGAACGGAGGCCUCGAGGAACGGCUCGUCCUUUUCGUCGGCGCUCACAACGCUCUUGACUGCCAGUCAACGAGAACAAGAGUCCAUGUCAGGGAAUGCCUCCGGCGGGGAUCUCCAGCCGAGUACCUUUGGAUGCUUGGUCCUCAUCUACGCCCUUCACAACUACAUCUGGGAGACCCGUCAGCGGCAUAUGGGUCGCCAGUGGACGUCCCGAGAGACCGAUGCGAUGCAAGCUCAUAUUGAGCCUGCCUUGCGCGCGUGGCAGACGGCCUGGGCGAGCAAUCCAGUGCAUAGCUUGGAGCGUCCCAAUCCUUACGGAGCGGGUCCCCUGUCGGCGGACAGCAUUCCCCUGCUUGAUCUGGCCUACGUUCGGCUGUUUGUCAAUCUCGGUCGAUGCAAGGAGGCCUUCUGGCAGCGCGAUUGGAAUGCCAUGUCGGAUGAGCUCGCCCGCGGGACGGAUAUCGUCCAUCCGACGGAUGAUGUUCCCGCAGAUGUGCUCGACCCUUCGAUCAUCGGGGAAGGCAACCAGGCAACCCACCUUCGCCGGGAUUCGGUGGCAGACCUUGGUGUAAGCGAGCUUGCGAUUUCGAAAACGCCGACCCAGGAGAACCCUAUGCAAACCUUGCUCCCCGCCCAGCGUUCAGGCCAGUCUAAAAGGGAGCGGCAUCUGCGGAAGGCCGCCUUCUAUGCAGCUGACUCCAUCUCCAUGUCCAAUCAGCUGGGCAACACCUUCGCCGAGUUCACCUGCCGCGACUUGCCCAUCCAGAGCGCGAUGUGCGCGUUCGACUGCGCGCAGGUCUUGGCCGAGUGGGUUAUGACGGUGCAGGAACGCGUCGGACCCUAUCUGGGGCUUCUGGGCCGUGACGACAUUGACCUGGAGCAGGCCUCGAAUUCCAUGCUUCUAGACGAGAAGGACUGCAAACUCCUGGACAAGGUCAAGGAGAUCCUCACGACCAUCGAAGGCAAGAUGCAGAAGGAGGUCCAAAGCGGCGCCUCCGCCGCGGCGUUGAGUGUUUUACAACGACUGCCCAGCGUCGUCGAAGGCGGCUAUGGCUGCAAGAUCCUGGUCGCCACAGCGAGCUUGCUGGACCGUGCUGCAGUAUGGCCCGUGACGAAACUGAUGGCGCGCUCGCUAGAAGCGCAGGCAAUGCGACUGAAGGAGCGCGCUGAAGCUUCCAUCGCGGAAUCCAAUUAA